AUGGAGGACAAUGAUAAUGAUGAUGAUGGUGAAGAAGGAGAUGACAACGACAAUGAUAAUGACGACAACAACGACCACAGGGGAGAAAAGAAGGAGAAAAAAACUUAUUACAAUGAAGACAGCGAUUUUCAGUUGAGGGAUACAGACAUGACCGAGGAAGAGUACGACAGGUACAAGAAACAGAUCGAGAGCGAGGGGUUUGACGUUGAAGAAUUUCCUGAUAAGAUUGAGAUGUGCAUGAUUAGACCAAUAUUGGGAUUUGAUGAGGACCCUACUCUUACGCUGAUUGUCAACACCUGUUCAGCCCAGGCCAUUGCCAAGUACAACGUAGAGAAUGUAUACACAGGGUACCAGCUUGUGAAGGUCCUGAAAGUAAAUGUGCAGAUUGUUGCGGGUAUGUUGUUGUUUGCGAACUUCGAGGCCAAGGACACUGCUGCUGCUGAUGGAGUUCAGUCCUCUAACAUCUUUCAAUCUAUGGUGUUCCAUUCCAUGGAAUAA
Messenger RNA from Ilex paraguariensis (yerba mate), 498 nucleotides. Lineage: Eukaryota; Viridiplantae; Streptophyta; Magnoliopsida; Aquifoliales; Aquifoliaceae. The record is from the annotation of a GenBank genome assembly.